This is a messenger RNA of Bombyx mandarina (wild silkworm), 1564 nucleotides long. RefSeq names its product dietary and metabolic glutamate transporter. Lineage: Eukaryota; Metazoa; Arthropoda; Insecta; Lepidoptera; Bombycidae. Gene Ontology annotation, cellular component: membrane. Gene Ontology annotation, molecular function: transmembrane transporter activity. Gene Ontology annotation, biological process: monoatomic anion transport; transmembrane transport. The record is from RefSeq and is a predicted model, not a curated record.
AUGACUUUAACGGGAUGGCGUCGAAUAUUAAACAGAGUUAUCUACAUACCGCAAAGGUAUGUGUUGGGUGUGCUGGGUUUAUUCGCUUUAGCGAAUUCCUUCACGAUGCGAGUAUGUUUGAGCAUGACCAUAACUCAGAUGGUCGUCCAAAGUCAAUCAUCAGAACACAUUAUUGGAGAAACAUGCCCUGACCCCUCUCUCAAUUCUACUACAGAAGUCGCAGAAAGUAUCAGUAAUGAAACAAUGAUUAUUCACCGAGGGCGAGAUCGAUACGACUGGGAUGAAGCAACACAAGGCUUCCUACUUAGUGCUUUCUACUACGGAUACGUACUAACUCAUUUGCCUGGAGGUCUUUUAGCUGAAAAGUUUGGAGGAAAAUGGACGCUCGGUUUGGGAUUAUUGCUAACUUCAGUGGCGACCGCUUUGACUCCGUUAGCGGUUGAUUAUGGAGGUGCCACUGGGCUAUUUAUAAUACGAGUCAUUGAAGGUUUUGGCGAGGGACCAGUGACACCAGCGUUCGUAUUACUAAUGGCAAGAUGGGUUCCUCCGUCAGAGAGAUCACGGUUCGGAGCUAUGAUAUUCGGUGGCGCACAAAUUGGAAAUAUAUUUGGGCCGUAUGUUUCCGGCUUACUCUUAAGUGACGGAGGGGAUUGGGCGAAUGUAUUUUAUGUUUUUGGCGGUCUCGGAAUUAUAUGGUUUCUGUUUUGGGUUUUACUGUGUUACAGCACUCCUAAUUCUCAUCCGUUCAUUUCUGAUGAGGAAAAAGAAUAUUUGAAUAAGAAUGUAGCGGCUUCUGGACUUCACAAGAAAUUGGACCCAGUACCAUUUAAGGCUAUAUUGCGAUCGGCGCCAUUGUGGGUGCUAGUUAUGGCUGCUAUUGGCCACGACUGGGGCUAUUUUACAAUGAUAACUGACCUUCCAAAAUACUUUUCGGAUGUACUGAAAUUUAAUAUUAAAGAAACUGGACUCAUGUCUGCUUUACCUUACAUAGCCAUGUACAUUUUCUCGUUCAUUUUUGCUGGUUUAUGCGACUUGUGUGUUCGAAAGAAAUGGCACAGCAUCGGCACUGGCCGUAAAAUUUAUACAACAGUUUCGUCUUCCGUGCCGGCUGUUUUUAUUAUUCUGGCCUCGUAUUCGGGUUGCAACCGUGCGGCGGCCGUCGGCCUUUUCAUAGCCUCGAUGGCUUUCAUGGGCGGCUUCUACAGUAGCGUGAAGAUCAAUGCCAUGGACAUCGCACCGAAUUAUGCGGGCACAUGUUCUGCUUUCGUUAAUGGUAUCGCAGCCAUUUCUGGAAUUAUAACUCCUUAUCUGGUUGGACUUUUAACACCUGAUCAAACCAUCGGUCAAUGGCGCGUUGCAUUUUGGACCGUAUUUGCUGUAUUAGUUGGAACGAACAUUGUGUAUCUCGUAUGGGGCUCUGGAGAGCAGCAGUGGUGGGAUGACGUCGACAAGCAUGGUUACCCUCCGGGCUGGAAACAUGGACCUCUCAAGAAACGACAAGUCGACAAAGAAAAAAAGAUUGUAUAUCCAAAACACGACCAUUCACCUUUGUCCACGGAUUGAA